AUGGACGCAGCACCAGGCAAGAACGAGCCGAUCGUUAAGCUCCUGCUAGAUUCCAAAUAUGCAGCACCGACUGGUAAUCUCGUGCACAUAGCGGUGCUGAACGGCUGGAAAGACAUUCCGAAGCUGGUGGCAUCGAGUAACGCGUCACUUCUCAACUGGACGGACGACACCACCGGUAAUACUGCCCUACACCUCACGGUGGAGAAAGAAGACCCUGAUAUGGUAGAGGCGCUUCUAGCGGUCAAAGCUGAUCCCAACCUUGAAACAAGAAGGCUCGAUAUGGAUGGUCUGACACCUCUCCUGAGAGCAUGCAAAAUGGCGUUCAAGGGCGGACAUGAUACCGCCAAGCUCGUCCGGGGGGUCUUGUCUAAACGCGGAGCCGACAUUGAUCUGAAUGCCAAAUUACCUGGCAGUGAUGGGGGCCGCGCCAAGAGCAGUGAGGAGGAAAAAAGGAGCGAUGAGAAAGCAAAGGAUGAGCUCCACGAAGAAAGCGACGAACUGCACGACGAGCUCCUCAAGUUGCUCCUCGACUUUGGAGCGGACCCUAACUUGAAGGAUGCCACGGGCUCUACACCUCUUCUGCUGGCUGCGGGAGCCGGACAUAUCAAGGCACUCGGUGCUUUGCUAGAUCACAACGCCGACCCUAAUAUCAACGAUACUGGAGGAUCGACGGCGCUGCACCGAGCCGCUCAGUCUGGCUGCGUCGCCUGCAUGAAUCUGCUCGUAAAGAAGGGUGCGAAUAUGAACGCAGUCAAGUUGGACGACGAUGCUGACCGUGGGUCUUGGGGUUUUACGCCACCGGUGCUCGCGAUAGCCCAUAGGCAGCUGAGUGCCGUCAAGGCAUUGCUUCGCCUCGGGGCAGAUAUCGGACGUGCCGUACACGGUGCCGCAUUGUGUGGCGGGUUGGACAUGUCCAAGACGGUCCAUGGUAAAUGCCCGGAUCCGUAUAUAUUCGACUCUGGUUUGGGAACGCCGCUUUGCCUUGCUGUGACGGCAGAGACCAAAGACGUGGCCUCGUGUCUCCUGGAAAACCCCAAAGUCGCGACAAGUAUAGCCAAUCCCAUCGGCCAGACGCCCCUGACUAUUGCCGUCAUUCUGGGCAAUUAG
Molecule: messenger RNA, 1107 nt
Organism: Metarhizium acridum CQMa 102
Lineage: Eukaryota; Fungi; Ascomycota; Sordariomycetes; Hypocreales; Clavicipitaceae
Source: RefSeq, a predicted model, not a curated record